GGCCCCCGACGCGCUGGGGGUCUCCGGGGAGGGGCCGGCCCCGCCGAGAGGCGCGGCGAUGGAGGAGCCGCAGCGCGCCCGCUCGCAUACCGUCACCACCACUGCCAGCUCCUUCGCCGAGAACUUCUCCACGAGCAGCAGCAGCUUCGCCUACGACCGGGAGUUCCUCCGCACCCUGCCCGGGCUCCUCAUCGUGGCGGAGAUCGUUCUGGGACUGCUGGUAUGGACACUUAUCGCCGGAACCGAGUACUUCCGGGUCCCUGCUUUUGGCUGGGUCAUGUUUGUAGCCGUGUUUUACUGGGUCCUCACCGUCUUCUUCCUCAUCAUCUACAUAACAAUGACCUACACCAGGAUCCCGCAGGUGCCCUGGACAACAGUGGGUCUAUGCUUUAAUGGCAGUGCCUUCGUCUUAUACCUCUCGGCCGCUGUGGUGGAUGCCUCUUCUGUUUCCCCGGAGAGGGACAGCCACAACUUCAACAGCUGGGCAGCCUCAUCGUUCUUCGCCUUUCUGGUCACCAUCUGCUAUGCUGGGAACACAUAUUUCAGUUUUAUAGCUUGGAGAUCCAGGACCAUACAGUGAUUGGCCAUUUUGAGAAUUAAAAGGGAGGGAGAAAACACGAAGAAUCUCCUUGUAAAAACGAAAACAAAAAACCCGACAAACUGUAGGUAUGAUGUAUAUUUCCAGAGAAUUGUAUUUGACUAAUGUUUUUAUAUACCUAGUUAAAUUUGCUGGCGGCAGUUUGUUCUAAUUAAACUGGAUACUUAUCUGCAGCUUGCUGUAGCUUGUAACGAACUCUUCAAUAUCUUGCGGAUGUCUUCACAGACCUUAUUUUCUUAGACAAUGUAUAAAUAGAUAAAUUGCUAAUAUCAAGACUGUGUCAAGUUUAUCAACCUAACUUUUCAAAUGCCAGAGUCUUUUCUGAUUAAAU
Molecule: messenger RNA, 929 nt
Organism: Panthera uncia (snow leopard)
Lineage: Eukaryota; Metazoa; Chordata; Mammalia; Carnivora; Felidae
Gene: CMTM8
Product: CKLF like MARVEL transmembrane domain containing 8
Exons: 4
Coding region: 59-580 (173 amino acids)
Biological process (GO): myelination
Cellular component (GO): membrane
Molecular function (GO): structural constituent of myelin sheath
Source: RefSeq, a predicted model, not a curated record